CGCGUCGUUCGGCGGCCGUGCUUUGCUGCCUGGCGCCCGGGGUCCUCGAGUGUUCCCCAUUGGCUUCUUCUCCCUUUCCGCCCCGGACUCAGGGUCGCCACUGCCCCCAUUCCAGGCCCUCUCCAACCCCUGCGCAGGCCGAGCUGGCGCGGCGCGUACCCUCUGACCCCGCGUUACACAAUGCCCGACCAAAGUCCCCGGGCGUGUGAACCCCAGCGUCCCUGCCCCUGGGCGGGGACGGGCGGCUGCCGCGCGGGGAGCCGAGGCGGCGAGCGCAGCCGGCUCAGUGCACGGGCCCCGGUCCCCGGCUUCCCCGCGAGCUGCAGCCGCAGAGCCCCGCGCCGCUCGGCCCCGCCGCCAGCCGCCCCCCUCGCAGGCCGCCGCCGCCGCCGCCGCCGCCGCCGCAGCCAUGGCGGAAGUUCAUAGACGUCAGCAUGCCCGGGUUAAAGGAGAAGCCCCCGCGAAAUCCUCCACACUCAGACAUGAGGAGGAGCUGGGGAUGGCGUCGGCCGAAACGCUGACCGUGUUCCUGAAGCUGCUGGCCGCCGGCUUUUACGGCGUGAGCUCCUUCCUGAUCGUGGUGGUCAACAAGAGCGUGCUCACCAAUUACAGAUUUCCCUCCUCACUAUGUGUUGGACUUGGCCAGAUGGUGGCCACAGUGGCAGUUCUCUGGGUGGGAAAGGCGCUCAGAGUAGUCAAGUUUCCUGACCUUGACAGAAAUGUACCUCGAAAGACGUUUCCACUACCUCUACUAUAUUUUGGGAACCAAAUCACGGGACUGUUCAGCACAAAGAAACUGAACUUGCCAAUGUUUACAGUUCUGAGAAGGUUCUCCAUCCUGUUUACAAUGUUUGCUGAAGGAGUUUUACUCAAGAAGACUUUUUCUUGGGGUAUUAAGAUGACUGUAUUUGCAAUGAUUAUUGGAGCCUUUGUAGCUGCCAGCUCUGACUUGGCAUUUGACCUGGAAGGAUAUGUUUUUAUUCUGAUAAACGAUGCCCUGACAGCAGCAAAUGGUGCCUACGUAAAACAAAAAUUAGAUUCAAAAGAGCUGGGAAAGUACGGUCUGCUCUACUACAAUGCACUGUUCAUGAUUCUGCCCACCAUGGCCAUUGCAUAUUUUACGGGAGAUGCACAAAAGGCAAUGGAUUUUGAUGGCUGGGCUGACACCCUCUUUCUUCUACAGUUCACCCUCUCCUGUGUGAUGGGAUUUAUCUUGAUGUACGCUACAGUGCUCUGCACUCAGUAUAAUUCUGCUCUUACAACUACAAUAGUUGGCUGUAUUAAGAAUAUAUUAAUAACUUACAUUGGGAUGGUCUUUGGUGGAGAUUAUAUUUUCACGUGGACAAACUUCAUUGGCUUAAAUAUCAGCAUUGCUGGGAGCCUGGUGUAUUCCUACAUCACUUUCUCUGAAGAGCAGCUGAGCAAACAGUCAGAGGCCAGUAACAAGCUGGACGUUAAGGGGAAAGGAGCAGUCUGACCAGAGACUCGCGUCAGCUACAUAGGCCCAAGUUUUUGAUCAAUUUGGAACACUGGAGAUUCUGACACAGAUACCGAGGUUCUUGAUUACGGAGAAAAUACCAUUCCUUUGCACUUGUACAAUCUGAGGAUUGAUUGCUGCCUUUUAAAAUUUUAUGAGAGAAAGAAUUGACUCUUUUAAAUAUGCCGUUUGAAUUAAUUUAUAUCAGACUGGAAAAUGUACUGGGCUUUUUAAUUUAUUUUUCUUCUGUGCCGACAGUGAGACAUCAGUGUUUUGAAAAUAUUUUAUUCCAUAGUUUGAUAUUCAGGUGUCCCUGAGAGCUGCAUCUAUAAAGUGCUCCAGCUGAAGCCCGUCGUGCACAUCUUCACUGCGUCGGAAGGCACUUUAGUCAGAAAUGCAGCCAAGUAUCUGAAGUGUCUCUUUUCUAAAUUUUCUUUCUUAACCAUUGCAAUUUCUUUGUAAGGAUAUCAUCACUGAUUUCGCCAAAGAUGACACCUUUGGCACCAAGGAAACAUGUGGGGCUUUGAAGUGUAUUGGCUUCCACAUUGGCCUCGCUUACACCUCAUGGGACAAGCAGAGUGCAUUCCUUGAAAAUACGCUGUUCCCUUUUUGUUGUAUAGGAUGGGGGUCAUGAUGGGAUGGAGAGAGUACGCCCUUUCCUCAUUCAUUCAUCUGUCUGAUUCAUUCAUCCAACUAAACUAUACUGAGUAUGUAAUAUGUGCCAGGCAUUGUGCUGAGUGUGCUGGGGUGGGAAGGAGGUGUUUCUGGAGGUAAUUGCAUGAUCUCGCUCCUGCUAUAGUGACUGAAGGGAAGACAGAGAACUGAGCUCUGUUGAUUUAUUCAGAAGACGUUGUGACUGUGAGCAAGUCACAGAAACUUUUUCAGCUCUCAGAAAUUGCAGAUCUGUAAACGGGGUUGGAAGCCCCUGUCCAGCAGCCCCACAGCCAUGGGAAACCAAGCGCUACCAUGUAGAUCAAAUGCAUGGGAAAAGCUGCAUGUGUAAAUAAACCACGCAGCUCAGCCUUCUCGGAGUGAGGAUGGCGUGCAGGAAGGUGACCACCAUCUGUUUCCCCAUGCUUCCCGCCUCUGGGUUUGGUUGCUACCCUUCUUACUCCUCUUUGAAUCAGUAUGACUAGGUCUCACCUUUCUGAACGUAUGGGUUUGAGGGGAAAGGCUGGUUAGAGGUUUUGGGUUGUCGAGGCUUGACUUUGUCUGGCCGUGUCAGUGUUGGAGCCAUCACCUUUCUCCUUAAAGGUCGCGAGCGUACUUCUUUCCUUUGGCCACUCCCGCCUACAUCCCAUGUCCGUCGGUCACUUACUGAGCAUGCCUGCUUCUCCAAAGACCAGUGCCCCAUCCUGGGAGAGCAGCUGCGGAUGGGCAUUGUCUGAAUUGGCCUCUUUGGGUGGAUCAAGUAUUACAUCAAACACAGUAGCAUGACUUGGCUUUAGAGACAUCCACUGACUUGGUACCUGAGUGUCUGCUCAGGCCAGCUGUGCAGUCAGUGUACGGGGUACACUGUGUUGCGCUGGUGCACACGCUAGCUUCUGGUUCAUUAGAUUUGCAAUCUACUGGUCUCUGUUGACCUAAACAAUCAGUGUUUUAGUGCCUCAGCAGGGGACUUGGAAGGUUUUGAUUUCUUUUUAUUUUUGAAAAAGAAUAAUAUCGAGGUCAUUUUCAUAUUCAUAUGUUUCCCUUAUUUUGAUUUGUCUUUAUUAGAGUCUGGUCAGUGGUGCUGGGUUCCUAGAGUUAACCACAUGGCCAACUGCCAAGUUACAAACUGCACGUAAGAGGUCCUGAGGCUCACUUUUUUCCCAGUAUUAUGUGAGCUGAGAAACUUCCAGUGGGAGAGUGGGAUAUUGUCUUGUGUUAGAUGGUUUUAUUGUCCACAUUUUACCAAUGAGAAACAAGACUCAGAGAAAGUUAGGUGACUUUCUAAUAAGUCAAAAGUCAUGCUUUUUCCACUGAACCAUGCUGCCGCUGACUAACUGCCCUUCUCCUUUGAGUGAGUGAGGAAACAGGGGUGCUAGCCGAACCGGCUUGAGCCCUUUCAAGGAGGCAAGCGGUUGACUGAGUUUGGAAUCAGAGAGGAACAGGCUUUGCACAUCAGAGUGAUGGUCGCUCGUCUGUACACCCCAGAGCUUUAUGUCCCUCCCAGGCUGGCCUCGGUUGACGUACACUCCUGCCUGUGAUGUUGCCUGCCGCUGCUGAGGUGUACCUGGGGACCGUGGAAAGGCACUGUGACAGCUAAUUUUAGCAGUUCUGUUCCUCCUUCUGUCAGCUACACGAAGGGGGAAACUUUGACGUUAGAAAUGGUUUGUGUAGUCAAAUUUCUUGUCUUGAAAGGCCUUCAGGUGUGGUGAGAGGUGUUUGACUGGAACCCCAUGAGGGGUUGAACUGCUUCUUGGGGAUCCGGUUCUUUUGAAGAUUCGGCAUCUCUCCAGGUUUACUAGAGAAAAUGCUGUUUAGUUACAGUAGCUUCACUAAACGUGCGUGACCUCAGGGCCCUGCCUGCGCUGAACUUUCUGACAGACUAGAAACCGUGGAGCAGUUUACAGCUUCUGGCUUGUCCCUGUGGAUUCCUGCAUGCCCCCUUCAACCACUGCGGACAUUUCAAGAUAAAAGAAAGAAGCCUGGGGAAGUUGGAGACUGAAUAGACUGGCCAGCCACUUGUGAAGUGUGCUUUCAUCGUGUGCAGGCUUGGUUACGGCACAGGAAGAGACUUAGCUGCUGUCCUAGCACCUUACAAGGCAAAAGUUCCUUGACCUACUGACUGUUUCCUGGGAGAAGAAGAAGCAGUAUAGAGUGUUGUCCUUAAUUUGCUCUUUGAGGCAGUUGAGCUGUGGUGAGAAUUCCAAAAGCCACAUUCUGUGACCAGUGGCGCCUCUUCUUGCAUUAAUGACAGUGAAGUCCUCUUUGGCCAGUUCAUUUUCAGUCAGUGCCAGAUUGAUACAAACAACCCUGAUCGGUCAGGCUACACGCUGCCAACAUGUCGGGUGAUUUUUACCUCCCUCUUAAUGGUCGUCAAUGUACAAGUCAGUCAUUUGUAGAAUCCAACUUGCAUGUAGGUUAGGAGAGAAAAGCACAUUUGCCAGUUUUCUGUAGUCCUGUUGCAUCAGGAAUGCAAGUCCACACCAGCAGACCUGACAUAGGACCUUCCUGGAAAAAACAGGAGAGUUUCCCUUUCGACUGGUUUGGAGCAGCUCCCAGGAUUCGGGGCCCCCCUCUGCUCUUGUCAUUGUGCUGUCUGUCGCUCAGCGAGCAAAGACUGACCCAGCGUGUUUCCUGCCAGGCAUCGUGCCGAGCUCCGGGGCGGCUGAGGUGAAGGGGACGUGGUUCUUGUUCUCCAGGGAUGUAGAAUUCUUCCACAAGCCCCUCACUGAGAGAGAGAAGCAGAUAAAGGGAGUCCAGCUUGUGAGUGAGCGUGGCCUGCGCAGCCGCAGGGCAGAAUGAAGCGCCUUUCUCAUCCUGGAGGAGCCUGGUGACUGACCCUGGCCUCCUCGCGCCGAGCCGGGUGCCAGACCGGGAGGCGUGUGGGCCGAGAAGCUGGGCCCCUCUGCCCUCUGCUGCACGCGUGCUUGCUUCCCCGUGGCUGUGGAUUCCUCCUCGUGAACAAGGCGUGCUGACUCUUCCCUGCCCGAGGGAAAAUAAUAAUAUUCAGGAUAAACCAGGUAGCAGAUGCAGACUACUCAGCACAAUGCCUAGUGCGUAUUAGAUGCUCAGCGAUGUUGUUACGUCGUCAUUUCAUGGUGAGGCCGUAGGCAUAACGAGAUUCUUUCUUUGUGUUCCUUAAAUACUAGAGGCCUGGGCCAUGAACUUCUUUGAAAAGGUCUCCCUACACUUUGUAAGUCCCUAGAAUGCCGAAGUAACGGUUUCUGUUCAUGGUCAUCUUUUUAAAAAUACCGACCUGAUAUAAUUGUGGCUAUUGUGUGAUGCAGGGGAUUCCACCUGUUUUUUUUUUUUUUAUUUAAUGGAAUUACUCUCAUAUUUCGGUAAAUUAAAAAGAAAAAAGAAAAAUUACCUUCUGUCUCAGAAGAAGACAGUGACACUUUGGAGUGGCGGCGAUACAGCGAAAGCUUUCCUGGUUUGUCACAUUAGUGUAGCUCCGGUCAGUCGGCUGUUCCUCCUUCCCUUCCCCGAGUUAGAUGCGUUCCUGUCCUGCUGCCCGUGUCCAGGGUCCAGGCUCACCGGGCGGCGGUGUCUGUGACCCCCCAGCACUGUCACUGUUUUCUCAGCCUGCCUUCUAGUUCUUGCUGAUAGGCUGCGACUUCCUCACGGUAUGAGGAGGCAGAAUAUGGUGAGGUUUUUUUUAAGCUUUCUUUUUUGAAAAUACUUUUUAAAAAGAAAUCUACUGGGUAGAUUUUUUUGUCUCACAAAAAUGUUUUCAAAUGUUAUUUUGUUCAUAGAUAUUCCUUUCUCAUGCUGAUAAUCAACUGAUUUUUGUCUACAAAUGGCCUAUCACAGUAUUUUUUCAAUAUAGAUUCUAUUUACCAAAUGACCAUUUUAGUGUUUUUAAAAGGUACUGAGGAUUGAGAUGUGUAAAUCAGGUGACAUAAAUAUGAAAAUUAUGUGCCUCAAUAUUUUUGUAAAGAUGUCAAAUAAAUACUUUUUCCUGA
Camelus dromedarius (Arabian camel) is the source of this 6090-nucleotide messenger RNA. It is a transcript of the gene SLC35D1, whose product is annotated as solute carrier family 35 member D1. Gene Ontology annotation, molecular function: UDP-N-acetylgalactosamine transmembrane transporter activity; UDP-N-acetylglucosamine transmembrane transporter activity; UDP-glucuronate transmembrane transporter activity. Gene Ontology annotation, cellular component: Golgi apparatus. Lineage: Eukaryota; Metazoa; Chordata; Mammalia; Artiodactyla; Camelidae. The record is from RefSeq and is a predicted model, not a curated record. Bases 410 to 1477 code for a protein of 355 amino acids. The transcript is spliced from 12 exons.